Pogonomyrmex barbatus (red harvester ant) is the source of this 813-nucleotide messenger RNA. RefSeq lists its product as uncharacterized. Gene Ontology annotation, molecular function: protein binding. The record is from RefSeq and is a predicted model, not a curated record. Lineage: Eukaryota; Metazoa; Arthropoda; Insecta; Hymenoptera; Formicidae.
UGCAAAACCGCAAAGAUGUCACAGCAAGAGCCUCCUUAUUGUGUAACGGCGUACGAUCUGGCAUAUCGUGGUAAAACCGGAGCUCUAAUGAUUCUACUGAGCGAGAACGAGCGGCUGAAAACGCAAACGGAUAGCAAUGGCCGAAUGUUGAUACAUUGGGCGGCGCUGGGCGGUCAUGACGAUCUGGUUAGGCAUUUAUUGUCUCUUGACGUACCGGUGGAUCCCACGGAUGACACAAACAUGACUCCGCUGAUUCUGGCGGCGUCCGCCGGCCGCGAAAAGGUUGUCAACACGUUGCUGAUCGAAGGAGCGAACGUGAACGCGACGACGAUCGACGGUCAUUCGGCAUUGCAGUACGCCGCGUCGAAGAACUGGAAGUCCAUCUGUGUGGCGUUGCUCAAGAAGGACGCAGAUGUGAACAUCGCGGACAAACGGGGCGCUACACCUCUUCACAGAGCCGCGUCGAAAGGCAAUAUCGCCAUCGUGGAGCUCCUCGUGGAGUUUGGGAAAAAAUUGAACAUAGAUCAGAGAGACGCAUACGGCAAUACGCCGUUGCAUCUCGCUUGCGAGGAGAACCGCGUGGAAGAAGCAAAACUGCUGACGACGCACGGCGCGGACUUGACGAUCACCAAUAAGGAGCGCAAGACUCCGUUGGAUCUCGCAAGUCCCGGAUUGGUCCGACAGCUCGAGGAAAUCAAGCGAGAGACUGCGUCGAAGUAGAACGCUUUCUCGCGCGAAUUUUUUCAUACGACAAGUUUACGUGCGGUUUAAGUUUCGUUAAAUAAGUCUUCAAUAAAUUUAUCCAUGAUUAAG